Podarcis raffonei (Aeolian wall lizard) is the source of this 1195-nucleotide messenger RNA. Its product is annotated as phospholipase A2-like. Lineage: Eukaryota; Metazoa; Chordata; Lepidosauria; Squamata; Lacertidae. Gene Ontology annotation, molecular function: signaling receptor binding; phospholipid binding; calcium ion binding. Gene Ontology annotation, biological process: arachidonate secretion; lipid catabolic process; positive regulation of fibroblast proliferation. The transcript is spliced from 4 exons. The record is from RefSeq and is a predicted model, not a curated record. Bases 569 to 1027 code for a protein of 152 amino acids.
CCAGUCAGUGUAGGUAAUAAAGCACUAGAUGGACCAAUGGUUCAGUGGUAGAACAUCUGCUUUGCACACAGAAGUUCCCAGGUCCAAUCCCCAGCAACUCUCAAGUUGAAAGGAUCUCAAGUUUAGCAGUCCUUGGAAAACCAAUUCCCAGGAGAUGUAACCAACGGUAUGAACAAUUUUCUCUGCAGUUGUGGGUGGCCCCAUAUGGCAGGCAUGGGGAACCUCCAGCCCAUGGGGUAACUUAAGCCCAAAAGGAGUCCCAUUUUGGUCUGCAGAGCUGUUACCCACCAGCACCUGACACACCGUGCCCCAAAAGUUUAAAACAAGAACAUUCUUCUGUGGGAAAGCUGAUAGCUAAGCAGAGUCCCGGAAAAUAAGAUGGCUGGCUUUCAGGUGGCCUUGGUUUAAUCACAGAUCACCUGGGCAACACUUAUAUAAAGGUAAACACACACAAACCUCCAGGUAUCUUAUCUUGAAUUUUGCCAGGGACCAAGGUGAAAGGAAAGGUAUAAAGAGGCUGAAGGCCCUACAGGAAAACCCUUCUUGCGAGGACUUAACAGCCGACAGGAUGAACCUUGCUCGGUUCCUAAUCUUGGCAUCAAUUUAUGUCUCCCUUCUAGUAGGCUCGGACACGGCCUCCAUCCCUAGGAACUUGUUGCAGUUCCAUAACAUGAUCAAAUGUACCAUUCCCAGCAGUGACCCAAUGAAGGAUUAUGCAGACUAUGGUUGCUACUGUGGCUUGGGGGGCAGCGGGACACCAGUCGAUGAGCUGGACAAGUGCUGCCAGAUCCACGACAACUGCUACGGUGAGGCCAAGAAGCAUUCCGAGUGCAAAUUCCUCAUAGACAACCCUUACACCAAGACCUAUGCCUACAGCUGUUCGGGCAGUGAUGUCACCUGCAGUGAUGACAACGAUGAAUGUGCGGCGUUCGUCUGCGAGUGCGACCGUAGUGCGGCAAUCUGCUUUGCAGGGGCUCCAUACCAAGAGGAAUAUAAACAGCUGGACACAAGCAAACACUGCAAGUGAUGUUUGUGCUACAAACCAUGCAAGGCCCUCGCUGCCGCUUCUCAUGCAUGCUGAUCCUUUGGCGGACAACUGGAGAGAUUGAGACAAGGUCCAUAAAGCCGUUGUGUGUUUUCUACAGCAAAGGGGUUGCUUCCUGAGUCAUGAAUAAAAUAAAAGCAAGCAUCUAAA